AUGUCGAGUGAGGCAAGAUUAGAGUAUUUAAGAUCUAUUGCCACAGCAAAUGUAAUUGAUUCACCAUCUCCAUACAAAUCCCAGAAACAUCAAAUUAAAAAAAAAGUAAAUAGAAGGAAUAAAGCCGCAAGACAAUUAAUAUCAGAUGAACAGAAAAGAAUCAAUGGUUUGCUAGAAGCUUCUGUUUCGGAAGAAAAUACGCAGGAAACUUGCAAGAGAUUAGUACCAAAAGUAACAUACUUCAAUAUAAAUGCACCACCAUCUAUGAAACCACCUAAAAAAUACUGUGAUAUAACAGGGUUGAAUGGACCAUAUACAUCACCAACAAAUAACAUCAGAUAUCAUAAUUCUGAAAUCUAUCAAUUGAUUGUAAAACCAAUGGCGCCAGGUACAGACCAAGAGUACUUAAAAUUAAGAGGUGCUAACUUUGUAUUAAAGUAA
This is a messenger RNA of Arxiozyma heterogenica, 441 nucleotides long. It is a transcript of the gene IES6, whose product is annotated as Ies6p. Gene Ontology annotation, biological process: chromatin remodeling. Gene Ontology annotation, cellular component: Ino80 complex. The coding region runs from base 1 to 441 and encodes 146 amino acids. NCBI's taxonomy places the organism in Eukaryota, Fungi, Ascomycota, Saccharomycetes, Saccharomycetales, Saccharomycetaceae. The transcript has a single exon. The record is from RefSeq and is a predicted model, not a curated record.